Magnolia sinica is the source of this 2264-nucleotide messenger RNA. Its product is annotated as poly(A) RNA polymerase protein 1. The transcript has 13 exons. Gene Ontology annotation, biological process: RNA 3'-end processing. The record is from RefSeq and is a predicted model, not a curated record. Bases 17 to 1891 code for a protein of 624 amino acids. Gene Ontology annotation, molecular function: poly(A) RNA polymerase activity; mRNA binding. Lineage: Eukaryota; Viridiplantae; Streptophyta; Magnoliopsida; Magnoliales; Magnoliaceae. Gene Ontology annotation, cellular component: TRAMP complex; nucleolus.
AUAUCAAAACGUUGGGAUGGUCUCAUGGUCCCAUGGAGAAUUCCUUUCCUUUUUCGGGCAUGGCCCAUCCGCAGUUGGCCGCAACAGACCAGCGGUCCAGAUUACAGAGCAGCAGGGCCCACCUGAUCAAAACGAAAACCCGUGCAUAAAACUGUUUACUGUUCAGAUCCUCGGGUCGCACUUACUCUCGCUCGCCUCCACCCAAAUCUCAGAGCCAAAAGAAAAGAAAAGCCCUUUAAAUGCCAGAAAACUCUCCCUCCCUCCGCCGCAACGCCCAAACUGCACCAAUCAGACGGUCCGGAUGGAGGAUCCGUGCUUCGUCUACGAAACCCUAGCUCCUCUCUCCACCUCCGCCGAUUCCAACCCAGACCCGUCCGAGUCGUACUCAGUCAUCCGCAGCCACAUCUCCGCUCCCUCCUCCCUCUGCCCUCAAACCGCCGCUCCCGACUACUUCUCUCUCGACUCGGUGCCCGACUCAGUUCCGAUACUCGACUCACCUCUCCCGCCCUCUGAACCCGGCCCGUCUUCCCAGGAAGACCCGUCUUUGGAGCGCGCCUGGUUCCGUGCAGACUGCCGCUUCAAGAGCCCCAUGCUCCAGCUCCACAAAGAGAUAUUCGAUUUCUGCGAGUUUGUAUCUCCGACUCAAGAAGAGCAAACGCAGCGGGCUGCGGCGGUGCAACGUGUCUUCGAGGUUGUCCGAUAUAUAUGGCCGCAUUGUCAGGUGGAAGUGUUUGGAUCGUUUAAGACCGGCCUCUAUCUUCCUACAAGCGAUAUUGAUGUUGUGAUUUUGGAGUCAAAGGUCAGAACUCCUCAAAUUGGCCUGCAUGCUCUUUCCAGGGCAUUAUCACAAAGAAGCAUUGCCAAAAAGAUACAGGUUAUUGCGAAGGCCCGUGUGCCAAUUAUCAAGUUUAUUGAGAAGGGUAGUGGUGUUGCUUUUGAUAUCAGUUUUGAUGUGCACAAUGGACCAAAAGCUGCUGAGUUUAUUAAGGAUGCUGUGUUUAAGAUACCUCCGCUCAGGCCCUUGUGUUUGAUACUGAAGGUCUUUCUACAGCAGAGAGAACUCAAUGAGGUGUAUUCUGGGGGAAUCGGUUCUUAUGCUCUCCUUACAAUGCUGAUGGCACAUUUGCAGAUGCAUUGGAGAGGACAUGAUUUCAAGGGGUACCAAACUUCUCCAGAGCAUAACCUGGGGAUUCUUUUGGUCAACUUCCUUGACUUUUAUGGACGAAAACUGAACACGUGGGAUGUUGGUGUAUCUUGUAAAGCAUCAGGCACUCUUUUCUCAAAAACUAAAAAAGGAUUUAUGAAGACCGAACGUCCAUUUCUCCUUUCUAUAGAAGAUCCACAGGCUCCAGAGAAUGACAUUGGGAGGAAUUCCUUCAACUAUUUCCAGAUAAGAUCGGCAUUUUCAAUGGCCUACUCUUUGCUGACAGAUGCAAAAACCAUAAUGGCUUUGGGCCCAAACAGGAGCAUUCUUGGGACCAUAAUCCGACCUGACCCAGUACUGUUAGAACGGAAAGGUGGAUGCAAUGGAGACAUGACUUUUGAUAUCUUGCUUCCAGGGUCAGGCCAACCCUUGCAGCGAGGGGAUGAGGAUGAGAUCCAAUGUAAUUGGCAGUUGUUUGAUGAUGAACCACUGCCAAGGGAGAAGGUGAUCAUUGCAGAUGACAGGGCACUGUCUCGAAAGAGGAGGGCGUUAAAACCAAAGCAUAGAGGUGAUGCUUUGGAAAAUGGAGAGGCAACAAAAAUCAGGAAUGAAGAAGAUGUUGGGAGGAGAGAUUCAGGGAUGAAGAAACAGCGCCGAAAAGGAUUCAUAGAUGCAGAGGAUAGAUACACUGGCAGCAGUCAUCGUAGUAAUCACGGUGGUUGGCAUCCUUGGCAUCACAGUCGUUAGAUUUUGUUGGGGUACUGAAUCUGCGAUGCAUUUAACUGCUAAAAUUCAUGUUACCAUAGGUACAUGUAUCAUGAGAAAUAUGGGUCAAUGCUCAAUAUGUAGACCCAUUUACAAAUAGGCACAAGAGCCGUCAAAAUCACUCAUCUUUCUUCAGUGGCAGUUUAAUGGAUACAGUUUUCAUGUGGACUGUGGUAUGGUCCAAACCCCGAUAUUUUGACACGUAGAUUGUAACAUUAUGAUUUAUUUUUGGUUAUUGCCAUAAAAUUUUUUGUUUUAUUUGUUUUAUUUUUAAAUAUUUUGUUCUGUAAAACUAUCAUAUAAAAAGUUGAAUGUUGUGUUACAUUUGAUCUCAAUAUUGAACUGUUUUGGAUCC